AUGAUCCUGAACUGCACAGUGAAAGAGCAUGAAAACUCCUCUCUCCAGUGGUCCAACCCUGCUCAGCAGACCUUGUAUUUUGGAGAGAAGAGAGCUCUCAGAGACAACAGAAUCCAGCUUGUCCGGUCCUCACCAAACGAGCUGUCUAUCAGUAUUAACAAUGUGGUGUUAGCUGAUGAGGGCGAGUACACCUGCUCCAUCUUCACCAUGCCUGUCAGGACAGCCAAAGCAAUGGUGACAGUUAUAGGGGUACCCCAGGAACCCAAGAUAACUGGAUAUGAUAGACCAUUUAAUGAAAAGGAAAAUGCAGUUCUGAGGUGCACAACAAGUGGCAGCAAACCAGCAGCCAACAUUAAAUGGUACAAAGGACCCGAAGAGCUGGAAGGAGCACGGAACUCUGAAACAAGAGAUCCUAAUGGCAAAACCUUCACCGUUGUCAGCAUCAUCAGUUUCCCAGUGACCAGAGAGGAUGACAAGGCAGAGAUCACCUGCACUGUUGGUCACGAGUCAAUGCCCAACACAUUUAAAUCUUCCAGCCAGACUCUUCAAGUCUUAUGUGAGUACCCUGAUACCUCUUCACACAUGUUUUUUUUUUUUUUUUUUUUUUGGUUCUCUGGCCAAACUUUAGUUCUGGUGAGAAUGUCAUAG
This is a messenger RNA of Staurois parvus, 648 nucleotides long. NCBI's taxonomy places the organism in Eukaryota, Metazoa, Chordata, Amphibia, Anura, Ranidae. The record is from the annotation of a GenBank genome assembly.